Messenger RNA from Harmonia axyridis, 2117 nucleotides. RefSeq names its product beta-parvin. The transcript is spliced from 7 exons. The coding region runs from base 43 to 1893 and encodes 616 amino acids. Lineage: Eukaryota; Metazoa; Arthropoda; Insecta; Coleoptera; Coccinellidae. Gene Ontology annotation, biological process: actin cytoskeleton organization; establishment or maintenance of cell polarity; cell projection assembly. Gene Ontology annotation, molecular function: actin binding. Gene Ontology annotation, cellular component: cytoplasm; actin cytoskeleton; focal adhesion. The record is from RefSeq and is a predicted model, not a curated record.
CGUAUAGAUACAGUUUGUGAAUGGUUCUUCAAACAACAAAACAUGGAAGAAGUAGUUGAGAAAACUAGUAGCACAAUUCUCUUUCGACAAUUAUCAGCAGAAUCUGGAUCUUUGGUAACAGUAUCUGAUUUAAUUGCUUCUUCGAACAGUCGGGCUCCUAAAAUUGUAGAUUUGAAAAUUAAAGAUGAGGUGAAAGAUAGUAAUAAUAAGGAAAAAUCAACAAACAAUGAGCCUAAUUCUGAUGCAUCACCAAUACCAAUUUCAUCUCAAAUGAGUAAAACAGAAAAAUCCCUUUUCAUGGCUGAUUUACAAAAAAAACUAGCCGCAAUAGAGCUACCAACGAAACCUAAACCACCAACAAAACCUAAACCACCACUUAAACCUGAUAGUGACAGAUGCAUUUCAUACAUUGAUAUGACCCAUACAAAAUCUGAUGAAACGAAAUCACCUCAAAAUUCUGAAAAGAAAAAAGACAUUGAUGGGGAAACACCAGUUUAUGAGAUUAUGACUUCCCCAAAAGUUAAUAACAUAUACGAAAAUGUUGAUUCCAAGGAAUUUUUAAUUUCUGAGAUGUUAGCAGAUCCUGAACUGCCAGUAGUAAAAAAAUCUCGGAUUAAGGAUAAUGAUAGUAAAUAUCGAAAAGACCAGUAUAUGCCCAUAUACGAGGAUGUAGUGAUGAGGUCAGAAACAAAUGAUACUCCUGUAGCUCUAAUGAAAGCCCUUCAUAUAAAGCCACAGAUUUCUUCAGAAGUCAGCACAGACGCAGAAUCAAGCAAAUUAAACGUCAAAGACGAUAAAAUGGCUACUUUGCGUCCCAAAUCACCAAAACCAAUAAUUGCUAAAAAUGACAAAGAGGAAUCUUUCUGGGAUAAAAUUGGAACAUUGGGACGUAAGAAACGUAUUAAGGAAGUUCAAGAAGUACAAGAAGAAGGAAAGUUUGCUAUAGAUUCUCCAGGAUUUGCUGUUGUUCCAACUAUAUCUCCUGAAGACUAUGACCUCGAUGAAAAUGAGGAACGUUCAGUCAUUAUGCCAAAAGCCUUUGAAGAUCCGAAACUGCGUGAGUUGAUACAAGUUCUCAUUGAUUGGAUUAAUGAUGAAUUAGCUUCGCAAAGGAUAAUUGUACAAGAUCUUACUGAAGAUUUAUAUGAUGGCCAAGUUCUCCAAAAACUAUUUGAGAUGCUAACAGGACAUAAAUUAGAUGUUCCUGAAGUUACUCAAUCUGAGGAAGGACAGAAGCAAAAACUGUCUGUUGUUUUAUCACAUUUCAACAGGGUACUGGGACUAGGUUAUAACCAUAACAAAUGGAAUGUUGAAGUAAUUCAUUCUAAAAGCAUUGUCCCAAUUCUUCAUCUCUUAGUGGCAUUAGCUAGGCAUUUUAGACCACCUGUUCGUCUACCAGAGAAUGUCUCAGUUUCUGUUACAGUAGUACAAAAGACACAAGGUCAGCUAACACAUCGUGUAGUGCGAGAGGUGAUAACAUCUGAAUAUUCUGAUGUUGGAAUGAGAUGUGAAAGAGAUGCUUUUGAUACUUUGUUUGAUCAUGCUCCUGAUAAACUGCAAGUUGUCAAGAAGUCGAUGGUUACUUUUGUAAAUAAGCAUCUGAAUAAACUGAACCUUGAGGUUACUGAAAUUGAGAGUCAGUUCCAUGAUGGAGUAUACCUAAUUAUGUUAAUGGGCUUAUUGGAGGGAUUUUUUGUACCCUUAUAUAGUUUCUUCCCUACACCAAAAGACCAUGAUCAAAAAGUGCACAAUGUUUCAUUUGCUUUUGAACUGAUGGAAGAAGUAGGUCUGGCCAGACCAAAAGCUAGACCAGAAGAUGUUGUUAACUUGGAUCUGAAAUCAACUCUUCGUGUUUUAUACAAUCUUUUUAACAAGUAUAAGUCGCUACUUUGAAAUAUGCCAUUCUAUUGAAUAAAAAUGAAUGUUUUGAGGUAAUACUGCUAAUAUAUAAAUUAAUAUUUCAAAUCUAGUACUUGAAUAUAUUUCCAUUUUGUUGACCAUGGUGCCUUUUUACAUAUACUAAUGUAUAAUAUUAUAUUAAUUUAUUUUAAUUGUUAUAUCCUAAUGCUAAUUAAUCUUUUUUAUUUAUAUAUAAUAAAUAUUCAUUUUAUAAUGAA